UUCAAAACAAUUCAGGGAGUGGAAAGGCUGUGUCUGAAAACCAAGGUUUGAUCAGAGUCGUUCUGUUUGUGGUCGAUUUCACUUUCACUAGCUGAAUUCCAUAUCACUCUGUCUAUCCCAAAAUUGCAAGAAAAAAGUUGCAAACGUUGAUUUCGAAGGCGGAAUCAUCAGUCAAACUUGAAGCUUAAAGGAAAGGACAAAGAGGGUGCGAAUCUACAUAUAUAGAAUGAGUGGAACAGUUGCAAUGGAACUCUCAAGCAACACUCUUCACCCGAGACAACUCGGCAUCACCGGAGAUGGACUAGAAACAAGCCACGCCCUGUCAAUGAAAAUGAUCUGCACCAAUAAACAACGUUUACAGAAGACCGUGGGAAGACUGGAGAAGAUGCAAGGUCCAAUGAAGAAGCAGCGAGAUGAUCUUCUGUUUUUGGUGGCGACGAUGGAGGAAUGGAGCCUAAUUAUGCACGAGUCAGAGCGAGGACACAGUGGAGUCCCGGUUUUGCGCUCAGUAAAGGAGGGUUGUAAUGAAAUCACGCCAAGUUUGAACAGUAACAACAGCCAACUGAAUCAAACUGUACAACGGCUUAGCAAAGCCAGCGUACCUCGCAUCGCGCAUGUGCAAAAGUGCCUGAAAGAUUUGAGAAAGGAAAUUCGCGCGGUGUUUGACGACGAAAACACAUAUAAUGGAAAAUUUGUUGAAGAUGUCCGAGAAACUAUAGGAAAUAUAAUCGGCACGGCUAAUGCCUUGAUAGCGCUGUAUUAUUGAUAGCCGUAGCGGAAAUUUCAUGAACAGCUGUGUUAGUGUUUGCAGUCUGAAUAAAAUCGCUGAAAGUUCA
Orbicella faveolata is the source of this 836-nucleotide messenger RNA. RefSeq lists its product as uncharacterized. NCBI's taxonomy places the organism in Eukaryota, Metazoa, Cnidaria, Anthozoa, Scleractinia, Merulinidae. The record is from RefSeq and is a predicted model, not a curated record.